AUGGUAUGGGCGGUUGGAUGGACAACAUCUGUGACGGAUCUCAGGCGGCUUGCCUCGCCGCGGGUGCGGCUUCACACGCUUGGAGAGUGCGUCACGUCUGGCGGCCGUGGGGGACGUCAUGGUGGCCACGAGGCUGUUGCGGCGUUUUCCAGGCCAUUACUUCAUGUGGGCAGCAGCACAGAAUGUUUUUUUUUUUUUUUGCCUUGUUGGCAUUCGCCGAGCGCUUGCCUCAACGCUUUGGUGUCUGCACAGAUAAUGCCGCAUUGCGGGGUGACGCCUUUGAAGAGUGGGGGUGUUGCGAGACCGUGCACCUUGACGCGGGAAUUGGGCGGGGCAUUGUAUCUUGUUGGCACCGACAGUGUGGAUGCGCUUAUUUUGUGCGUGCUGCCACAGGGCAACCCCGCGGAUGGGCCGUUGCGUGGUAGAGCUUUCGGUUUUGGUGGACUGGCGAAGGGGCUCAACUUGGGAGGGGGAUGGAGGGACGGCUCGUGUGAUUGCGGGGCCCUAAAGGUUGCCGCUUUAUGA
This is a messenger RNA of Trypanosoma rangeli, 525 nucleotides long. RefSeq lists its product as uncharacterized. Lineage: Eukaryota; Euglenozoa; Kinetoplastea; Trypanosomatida; Trypanosomatidae. The record is from RefSeq and is a predicted model, not a curated record. The transcript has a single exon. The coding region runs from base 1 to 525 and encodes 174 amino acids.